Molecule: messenger RNA, 3092 nt
Organism: Scophthalmus maximus (turbot)
Lineage: Eukaryota; Metazoa; Chordata; Actinopteri; Pleuronectiformes; Scophthalmidae
Gene: dnajb5
Product: DnaJ heat shock protein family (Hsp40) member B5
Exons: 4
Coding region: 250-1356 (368 amino acids)
Biological process (GO): negative regulation of transcription by RNA polymerase II
Cellular component (GO): cytosol
Molecular function (GO): protein-folding chaperone binding
Source: RefSeq, a predicted model, not a curated record
CUCGGUCACCGGUUAUUUCAGCGCGUGUGAUCCUCCCGAGCUCUGACGUCAUCUCGUGAGGACCCAGCGAUGCCGGGGCGGCAGGAGAACAGACGGACAGACAGGGAGAGGGAGAGAGAAGCCGGACCACGGUCCUUUGAUUUGCUCCGUUUGUUGCUGAGCAUUCUGUGACUGACCACGGCCGGAGCUUAACUAGGGGAGGGGGGAUUCCGAGUCCCAGUCCUGAGAGUGUUUGCUUGUGCGAAAGCCAUGGGGAAGGACUACUACAAGACCCUGGGCAUCCCCAAGGGCUCCAACGAGGAGGAGAUCAAGAAGGCCUACAGACGCAUGGCCCUGCGCUUCCACCCUGACAAGAACAAGGAUGCCAACGCGGAGGAGAAGUUCAAGGAGAUCGCAGAGGCCUACGAGGUGCUCAGCGACCCCAAGAAGAGGGCGGUCUACGAUAAGCUGGGAGAGGAAGGUUUGAAGACCGGAGGCAACAGCUCGUCAGGCGCUCCUGGCAACUCAACACACCACUACACCUUCCACGGAGACCCACAUGCCACCUUCGCCUCCUUCUUUGGCGGCUCCAACCCCUUCGACAUGUUUUUCGGCUCCAACCGCAGCCACAGUCGCUCCAACGGUUUCUCCUUCCACAACGACCACAGCAACGAUGGCGAGCAGGACAUGGACAUGGACGAGGACGACCCCUUCAAUCAUUUUGGAAGGCAGUUUGGCUUUCCUGGAGGGAUGAACAACGGCUUCCACGGGGAGGGCCGCAGGAAGAAGGGGGCGCCGUCAGAGUGCCUGGGGACCGGCGGAAAGCAGCAAGACCCUCCAGUGGUCCAUGAGCUGAAGGUCUCCCUGGAAGAAAUCUUCCACGGCUGCACCAAGCGUAUGAAGAUCACCCGCCGCAGGCUGAACCCAGAUGGGCGGAGCAUGAGGACAGAGGACAAGAUCCUCAAUAUCGUCAUCAAGAAGGGAUGGAAGGAGGGGACCAAGAUCACCUUCCCAAAGGAGGGGGACGAGACCCCUGAGAACAUUCCUGCUGACAUAGCCUUUGUGCUUAAAGACAAAGGUCACAUCCACUUCAAGAGAGACGGUUCCAAUAUAAUUUACAACUGCAAGAUCAGUCUGAAAGAGGCAUUGUGUGGCUGCACUGUUACCAUUCCCACGCUGGACAACCGCAUCAUCUCCCUCCCCUGUCACGACAUCAUCAAGCCGGGGACGGCGAAGCGAGUCAGGGGGGAAGGCUUGCCAUUCCCCAAGAACCCGUUGCAGCGCGGUGACCUCAUCGUGGAGUUUUCCGUCCGUUUCCCCGACAGGAUCCCCCCCCAGUCCCGAGAGAUUAUCAGACAACACCUCCCCCAUUCAUAGGAAGACUCGCCCUCCGACCCCUCCACGAACACGCACUCCAGCCUAAACCCAGAAAAGCAACUUCAUCCACUCCUCUCUUAUAUUUGGAUCCUUAUUUUAGUCAACCGUCCCAUGUCCUGUGGUAAUGCACACGGCAUUGAAGAGACACGGUGGUCCGCAGGGACUUCACAGUGGGCGGACGGAGGGAGAGUGCCAACACAAAUGGAAGUAUCAGGAUGUGAUUAUUUGUGUUUGUUUUGUCUUUUGGCCCAAGCACACCGACACACACACACACACACACACACAAGCGCCCAAGUGGUGGAGCGAGUGCUGAGGACGGGCUCAGCACAAGUGUGUCUUUUACCGAAACGUCUUUUUCCUAACAGUUUUUUACAGAUCGAUCAGUGCUUUUAUAAGCUGUCCAACUCUCCGAUCCUCGUCUUUUGUGAUAGGAUGAGAUCUUUUUUUUGUAAAAGAAACUUUUUUUUUUCCAGCAUUUCCUUUUCCACAGGAGGUUCCAAACAGGAUUAUUUAUUUUGACCUUGAGUGUACAGGCGGCCUCGGUGUGUUCAGUGCCAACCCCAGUUUUACAACAACUCUCCCACUGCCACUUGCUUUUCUCGUGCUUUCAGUCUAAUAAAGCGUUGUGCUCCAAGUCUGUCGGCCGUCUUGCUGUCCACUAUGAUCCGUCUGCCCCACAAUCGGUUGUUGUCAUCACUCCAACUAAUACUAGCAUAUCUCGGCUGCAUUGGAAAAUCUGAGAAUGACAAUCACAUGCUGUUACAGCAGUAUUAACUCGGACAAUACAGUCUGAAAAUAAUAUGGGUGCUUCCCCUUCUGAGCUGCGCGGCCGCUCUGAGCCGAAAUGGCAUGGCUCGAUAUCUGAGGAACAUUCAGGUGUCUUAGCCCUGUGUCACACCACACAUGUGAACACACACGUGCACACAGGUCACACUGUAAUAUGACAGUGAAAUAUAUACAACCAGCCAUGUUAAGUGCACAAACAACAGACGUCUGCCCUAGGCCGUGUUAGACGUGACCAUCGGGAGCUGGUGAUCUUGGGGGAGAAAACAUCAAGUAAGCAAUGAAAAUCAAUCACCGUAUGUUACUGUAUGUAAGAGAGGACGUGUUUGAAGGAGAGCACUGAUACAAGACCGAGGAAUUUUGCCAAUACAUCUGUUAAGUGCCGAACAAGUACAGGUUUGAUUUCCCACCCGGCUCCGUUGUGUAUAUUCUGCUUUUUCUGGUGCUACUGUGAGCAGUGCCAAAAAAUGGACCACCAUGGAGUCCUCGUUUUGUGAUUUGAUAACUGCUUCUGUCCUCUGUAACAUCUGUACAUCUGUUUUUCUCCAAGUAGAAGACCCUGUUUAGGAAGCAGGUUUUGUAAUAUUGCAGCAGUUCUCUGUCUCAGCUGCAGGGGGCUAUGAAUGCUCUCUCUUGCUCUUCCGACUGUACUUCAUAAGAUGUGUAUGAUUAUGGUUAAUGCAGAUAGGCCCUAGUAGGUCAUAUACUGUAUAUCACAUAUUGGGGAAAUGUUUGAAUGCAACAUGUUGAAAAAUGCACUUUUUAUGUCAUAAGAGAUACUGACAUGAGAUGAGAUGAUGGUAGAGACUUGAAUGACUUGUUUGAGUGUGUGAGCGUCCUGCUUCAACCACACGUGCUGCUGCUGAGAGACUCACUGUCACUGCUUAUGUGCAUUUGACAAUAUUUAUGAUCUUUUCAAAAUGGAAACAAAUAAACCAAAUGUGUGAAGUUGA